AUGAAUCAAUCCUUCUUCCACGAAGCCGCACGGCUAAACAAUGAAGGUGUCACUGCCCUUGUUGAGGGUGAUGAAGAUACCAGCAUCAAACUCCUCAUGAGUACAGUUAAGAUGAUGAAGCAAUACAUUGCUUCUCCAGACCAAGCAGCCGCAUUGGCCUCCUCUUCCUCACAACAAGCUUCGUCCUGCUUUCGAAGCUUUUCGACUGUGGAGGUUUCCCAUGCUGAAUGUGAUGAGCACAUCUUCUUCCGCCAGGCCAUCAUGAUUCCAUCCGAUGGCGACGACACCACAAAAUUGGAUCUUCACGUUUACUCUGCCGCUGUCAUUUUCAAUUUGGCUCUCGCUCACAACAUCCAAGGAUCCAAGAAUUCCCGAAACAAGGCGCACAAGCUGUACGCUACCAUCAUGAAGCUACUGGACGAGCGCGUUGGUCACAUGCAAUCGGCCUUGUUGCUCAAGCUUGCAUGCAUCAACAA
Messenger RNA from Cylindrotheca closterium, 476 nucleotides. The record is from the annotation of a GenBank genome assembly. Lineage: Eukaryota; Bacillariophyta; Bacillariophyceae; Bacillariales; Bacillariaceae.